AGACUAAUACUUGUAAAUGUACGUAAUCAGGAAGAUAUUUGAACAAGGACAAAUAUUUGGAUUAAGUUUUAUUUUCGACCCCAUGGGAUAAUCAUUUCUAUAAGAUGUGUAGGGACCGUGUUAUGCAAAGUUUGAGGAAGUUUUCCGGGUAUACAAAAAAACCGUGACCUUGAUGUUUUUCCCGUGUCUUUGUUCCUCACUGUGUCAACAACAGCAGUGGGACCUUGGUUUAGGGUGCGUCCGAUUGCCUCUGAUCCUGUUGGCCAUAAUUCACGGGCACCUGUCGCUGUUUACGUAUUCGUGUAAACCCAAAGACGAUAAUCCUUCAGGGGACUCGGAAGAUUAUUCUGAUCAUUUUUUUUUUUCAAUGGAGCAAAGAAGGAGCCAUGAAUUACGUUUUAUUUACAGCUUCAGGAGGUGUUUUUGACAUUUUUAUAGGUCUACUCCAGCGAUCGAAAUUUGUUUUUUUAAUACCUCUUCGCACAUGCACGAUGAGGCGGAUGCAGUUUACUCAUUUAUGCCUUGUGCUGAACUCAUAAACCCUGUCAACUUUUUUUUUUGCGCGCUGCUUUUGGAAUCAAGAGAGGUUGCCUUAAUAUUGGGACGCCCUCGUGAAUGUCUCUCCCUCUAGAUCAUCGGCGUUACGUAAUAUCGCUAAAGCAUCAUAACACGGGUUAACAAUGAUGCUUAUAUCGUUUUCAAAUCUCCCGUUCUUAUUCAAAUUUCUCAUUCCUAGCGCCAACAUCUUAAUGCAAAGUCAGCUCAGGAUAACGGGGUCUAAUUGCUGCAUACGUGUUAAUCCGCUGGAUCUGUUAUAUUUUCAAUUAAGGUCUGGAUAAUGUAUCGAUAUUACUCGAAUUUCUUUUUAUGUGGUGUAUUUGGAGGUAUCGUUUGACAGUGGCCUUUGAUUUUUCUUCUCCCGAUACAUCUGUGGAAUUGGAAGAAUUAAGGCCAUUUAAAUUAGGGUAGAGAGAGAGAGAGAACGAAAAAAAGAAGAAUUGGGUAAAACUGUUCAAAUUUCAACCUCGUGGUUUGGCAUGGGUCAGCGAUUUGGUGGAUUUAAAUUCUGCAUAAUAUGCACGCGCUACUAAUUAGGAACCACUAAUUGCCUGGUCUUCGAGAGAAGUAGCCUGUCCCGAUUUCGAACAUUCCGUGCAUCAAACACCUUGCACCGAAAGAAUUGACAGCAUUUCUUAGAAUAUUUGUAGCAAUUCACCAAUAUGUUCGGAAUAUUGUGUGUGUGUUUUGGACUUAUCCCCUUAAUCAACGCAGUUCCUGAAUUCGAAGACGGUGAUCUUCGACUAUUGGGAGGCUCCACGGAAAAUGAGGGGACAGUCCUUAUCUACCACAACGGCCGCUGGGGCAGCAUCUGUGACAGGGGCUGGGAUAUCAGGGACGGGAAUGUUGCCUGCUACCAACUGGGCUUCCAGCGAGCGCUGCAGACCCUGCGUUAUAGCCCGUUCGGACCCGGGCGAACAUUAAGGUGGCUGACGGGUUUGCGCUGCCGGGGAAGAGAGAGCAGACUUGACCAGUGCUAUCCUAGACAAUGGGGCAUAGAGAGGGACCAGAGGUACUGUUCCAGAUACAGUCGGUCGGCAGCUGUCGUCUGCUUGCCACAUAGUACCACAACUUCCACAACAACACCUAGUACUACCACCACAACACCUUCUACAACAACCACAAAAACGACCACCACAACAACAGCAAAACAGACGACUCAGUCAACCAAAAAAUCAACCGUUGCCAGCGUUGGUCUUGCCGUUAACAAUAUCAUUCCAACCAGAGGAGCUAUCGACGCCAUAGAACACAAUAGAGACAAGGAAGAUGAGAAGGAGGAGGAGACCAAAACAGUUGUUGAAAGAUAUUCGAACAAUACCAUCAUUUUUGAUGACAAAGAUAGAGAUGAUAUUGAUAAUGAUGAUCAAGAUUAUGAAAGCGACGAGGAAGACGCAGAGGAUACUAAUGAGAACGCGAUUCAAAGUACAGCUAGGUCAAGAAGCCAGCCAAGAAGAUCUCAUUUGCAGUUUGAUGCCGAGUGGAGCGAAACGAGAAGAACCAAGGACCGGGAUGUCAUCACAACAGCAUCGCCAUUGAAAGAGUCGACCUCGACUUCUAGACCUACCACCACCAAAGAACACUCUAGAGCCGCCGCCCCGGCACCUGUUGGACCUAACAGAUAUGACGAAGAGGUGUACUCGAUAAGUCUGCCUAGUCGACGAUGGACAAAAGACCCACUCCUGAAGUGCUGGGUUCUGUUAACAUACCGUGAGGAAAUCUUAAUUGCAAAACCAGGACAACGGCCCAGCCGAAUAACUAAAGAGGAGUAUUAUAAGAAACGUCGAGCAGAAAUCAUUAAACAAAGAGGAGAAGAGAACAUUCCAAACGAAAUAAACAGAUCUCCGUUAAAUGAUGCGUCCGGAAGUCGCACCGGAAACACUGGAAAUAAUCAGAUAGUAGAUAGAGGCAGGGUUCCCACAACUACAACCAAAAGACCAACAACAACUAAGAAACCAACGACUACAACAACGACAACACCAAAACCAACAACAACCACAACACAGCCAACUACAACAACAACAACAAAACCAACAACCACAACACAGCCAACAACGACAACACCGAAACCAACAACUAAGAAACCAACAACAACGACGACAACAACAACACCAAAACCAACGACAACAACAACCAAAAGGACAACAACCACAACAACAGAAGCUGCUGCACCGGCGCCAGUCAGUGCAUACGAAAACGAAGUCUUCUCUGUUGAGCUCGUUACUGGUAAAUGGAUCAAAGACGAGGAACUGAACAUGUGGGUGAUGCUAUCGCGAUCGGGUGGCGUUUCCGUUGCCAAGCCUGGCCAGAGAGCAGUGAAAAUAGACGAGGAUGAGUAUUAUCAGAUGAGAAGGGAAGCCAUUAUCAAAGCUCGUGAUCGAUUGAAAGCAGACGAUCCUUCCCCUGGUCAGGUUCCCGCGCCACCAACCAGGCAGUUGUCGUUUGGAAGAGGAGGUGGCACCAUUAGAUCUCGAAAUGAAGACGCCUCUUCUUCGUCCAAUAUCGUGAUCAGCUCUGAUCUAAAUAUCACUAGGGAACAUGCACGUGGCAAUCACCACAGAAAUAGGCAUGGGCAUGGAUCAAAGAAAAUCGAAACAAGGUUGGCUGGAUCAAGAUCGAAUCGUGGAAGACUCGAAGUCCGAUUGAAAGGCCGAGAAGAAUGGGGAGUGGUGUGUGGGGAUCACUGGACAAUCAAAGAAGCUAUGGUGGUCUGUCGUGACAUGAACGCAGGCUACGGACAACAAGCUAUAAAGAGGGCAGUGUUUGGUGGAAGCAACAUGAAGAAGUACUUCUCACGAGUCCGGUGUAAGGGCACGGAGAAGCGACUAGAGGACUGCGAGUGGGAGGACCAUGAAAUGAGCAUACAGUGCAAGAGCUCCGACUCAGUGGCGGGCGUCAUCUGUGCAUCAGCGCUACCCGAUUUAGAGCCCAGCAUUUACAUGCUAGAAACCUCAUCAUUCCUACAAGACAGGCAUUUAUAUUACCUACAGUGCGCAAUGGAAGAAAAAUGCUUGGCACCGUCAGCUUAUGAAGCGCAAAGGUCACGUGGUUGGAGAGCUCACACCCGGCGCUUGCUGCGAUUUUCCAGUGUUGUCAAAAACAAAGGGACGGCUGACUUCCGGCCAAUGUUAAACCGCGAUGAGUGGGAGUGGCAUGCGUGUCACAUGCAUUACCACAGCAUGGACGUCUUCGCCCAUUAUGACAUUCUGGACACUAACGGUAACCGGGUAGCGGAAGGUCUAAAGGCCAGCUUCUGUCUGGAGGACUCGGCGUGUGAUCGCGGCGUCCGUCCCAAAUAUAGCUGUCAGAACUACGGCCAACAAGGUAUCAGCGUUGGCUGUUCAGACAACUAUAUGGCUGACAUAGAUUGUCAGUGGGUAGAUAUCACUGACCUGAAGCAAGGAAAAUAUGUUUUCAAGGUUGAAAUCAACCCAAAUCUUAUUGUUGCGGAAAUCAGUUACGACAACAACGUCGUGGUAUGCGAUUUGAACUAUACAGGAUAUUAUGCAAGGAUUUAUAACUGUAAACAUGAGGGCCUUUUAUAGGGAGAAAAAGACAAAAUGGCUGGGGUAAAAAAUAAUCCAAUAAAAUACCGGUAUCCAUUUUAGUUUUUUUUCCUCCGAUUACUGUUGUUGAAACAUUCGACUAUCAUUCAUCAUGUCAACCAAAGACCACACGCAGAGCACAAACUUCCAUGAAGGUUUUUUGCAGUGAGGGUUUUUAUCUUUUUUGGAACUUUAUCAGCAUCUUUGUCCAAUUUUUUUGUACCAAAUGCUUUAAUUUAUGUUCUACACAAUUAUUUAGAACUCUGAUGAUGAAAUAGUUUGGGUUUUUUAUUCUCUCCAAAAAAAAAACACAAACAAAACAAAAACCAACACCCAACCACCAAAGAAAUCGUUAUGUCCAAUUUAUCAUUCAUUAUUGACUUCUUGUGUUGAAUUAAUAGAUCAUAUAGCUUUACACAUUAAUUAGUUUUGUUGCCACAAAACCAACAUUUCAUCGGUAUAUUAUAUUUGUACUCGAUUUGCAAGCUUCUUCGUGUCUGAUAGUAAUUUUGGGUGAACUAUUUACAAGUUGUCUGUGAUAAGUCCCUUUUACACAGCAUUGCUUGUGUAUUUUUUGUAUGAUUUAUUUUGAAUCCUGUAAAUGAGAGCAGGGUUGAUAAUUUUUACAUGUACUAUGUAUAUAAUUAUUCAUUCGUUUUGAAGGUUAAAGAGGUAUUUUUUAAAUUGAGAUUUAAAGCCAUGCAUAAAUAUGCUUUUUUUAGUUGUUUAGUAAUGAAUUUGUUGAUUAAAACGGUUGUAGAGUACUUUUGUUUGAGACCAAAGAUCAGUGAACCGUCAAUGAUAAAAAAUAGUUUCAAUUCUUAGACAUUUCAACUACAAUGUAUGUUGAUUUAAGUACAUGUGUGUCUUUAACCAAGUACAUUUAAGUAAUAUGUAUCUACUGCAUUCUAAAUAAACGAAUGAUGUAAACAUGAUUUAUGUAUAAUGAAUUUCUCUGUGUUGUAUUUUACAACUUACAUUUAAUAUAUCUCUCAUCAAAUCAAUUUAUAUAAUGGUUAUAGUCACCAAAAACUCUGUUAUAAAUAUACGAAGAUGCCAAUCUGCCAAAAAUAAUUAUCACUAUGAAACUUGUAAAUGUGAGUGGUAAUACAAAACGCAAUUCGCGGAUCUUGAAAGAAGGUGGGGGGGGGGGGGUCAAAUUUCUUAAACUGACAUAGUAGAAUUACCCAAAACAUGCCUCGGAACCUCCCCCCCCCCCCCCCCGGAAAAAAAAAUUCGGGAUCCGCGCAUGAGAUAAAUACGCGUUAUUGUCUUAACCAACCGAUAUCUGUGUAAAUGUACAAAUUCUCUAGCACAUGGUUGAACAUUUAAUUUUCAGACAAGUUCCGCAUUAUAAUUAACUAGUAUUUUAAAAAACAUUUGCUAUUUGCUUUAUCAGUAAUAUAUUUUUCCUGAAAAGUUUGACUAAUUUUCCUUACAAGUACAUCCAUUUUUUAUUAUCACACAAUGAUAUCAACUAUUUUUGAGUGAAUUUAAUUGAGUGAAUAAACUCUUGUAGUAAUAACUUGCAUGGAAAAGCUUUAGUUGUAGAGUGAGUUCUUAUUGACUUUUAACUUAAAGUCAUUUAUUAAAUAUUUUGUUACAUAUAUUCAUGAUUAUGUAUGAUGUGUAUGUAUCUUGUUUUUAUACCAUUCUUAUGAUUGUUAAUCAAAAUUGAAUAAAUAAGUAUCAAGUUUAAA
This is a messenger RNA of Magallana angulata, 5800 nucleotides long. RefSeq names its product soluble scavenger receptor cysteine-rich domain-containing protein SSC5D-like. Gene Ontology annotation, biological process: peptidyl-lysine oxidation. The record is from RefSeq and is a predicted model, not a curated record. The transcript is spliced from 10 exons. The coding region runs from base 1221 to 4100 and encodes 959 amino acids. Gene Ontology annotation, molecular function: protein-lysine 6-oxidase activity; copper ion binding. NCBI's taxonomy places the organism in Eukaryota, Metazoa, Mollusca, Bivalvia, Ostreida, Ostreidae. Gene Ontology annotation, cellular component: membrane.